Messenger RNA from Kluyveromyces marxianus DMKU3-1042, 822 nucleotides. It is a transcript of the gene VPS29, whose product is annotated as retromer subunit VPS29. Gene Ontology annotation, biological process: intracellular protein transport; retrograde transport, endosome to Golgi. NCBI's taxonomy places the organism in Eukaryota, Fungi, Ascomycota, Saccharomycetes, Saccharomycetales, Saccharomycetaceae. Gene Ontology annotation, cellular component: retromer complex; endosome. The transcript has a single exon. The record is from RefSeq and is a predicted model, not a curated record. The coding region runs from base 1 to 822 and encodes 273 amino acids.
AUGCCAUUGAAGUUUAAGAAGCUUCUCAGUGUACCCAAUAAAAUCCAACAGGUCGCCUUACUUGGGAACUGUAACAAGUCAGCAUCUUUCCUUAAGUUCGUUAAUAGUAUAUCGGAAAACCUAGUUCUAGUUAGGGGUGAAUUCGACACACCCACUAUUCCUACUAGUAAGAAUCCAGCUGAAGAGAUACCGUUGAACACAGUAAUAGUACAGGGGUCAUUCCGAAUUGGAUUAUGCAAUGGCUACACGUUGGUACCCAAGAACGAUCCGCUGUCGCUAUUGACAUUAGCAAGACAAUUGGACGUCGAUAUUCUCCUGUGGGGAGGGACACACAACGUAGAAGCAUAUACUCUAGAAGGGAAAUUCUUUAUUAAUCCUGGUUCAUGCACAGGUGCAUUCAGUACCGAUUGGGUUCAAGAAGGAAUAGAAGAAAACUACAAGGCCGGCGACAAUAAUGAGGAACACACUGCCACUGAACCCAAAACAGAGACACAGGAAGACAAUGAUCAAGAAGCCAAAGAGAGCGUAAAUGGCGAAGCUGUAGCGAAAGGUUCAGCUGAAGAUGAAGAAAAAGACCAGCCGACAAAACAAUCAGAACAGCCCGCCGCAGGUGAUCAAGAACCUCCUAAAACUUCCAAUGGAGAAGGGCAUGCAGAGGAAGAUGACUCCAGCGACGAAGAAUUCGAUGACAUUGACAUUAACGGUGGAGGUAUCCCAAGUUUCUGCCUACUGGACAUACAGGACAUCACCUGCAUACUAUACAUUUACACGUACGUUGACAACGAGGUGAAGGUCGACAAGGUCGUGUACAAGAAAGACUGA